AUGGCCGAGAACAAUCUGACCAUAGUAACUGAGUUCAUCCUCAUGGGCUUUGCUGAUGAUCCUACGUUGGAGAUGCCUCUCUUCCUGGUGUUCCUGAGUUUCUAUCUAGUCACCCUUCUGGGGAAUGUGGGGAUGAUCAUUCUGAUCCAAGUGGAUGUCCAACUCCACACCCCAAUGUACUUCUUCUUGAGCCACCUCUCCCUGUUGGACACCUGCUAUGCUUCAGUCAUCACCCCUCAGAUCCUGGCCACACUGACCUCAGACAAGACAGUCAUCUCCUAUGGCCAAUGUGCUGCCCAGUUCUUUUUCUUCACCAUUAGUGCAGGUACAGAGUGUUUCUUGCUGGCAGUGAUGGCCUAUGAUCGCUAUGUUGCUAUUAGCAACCCACUGCUCUACACUGUGACCAUGAACCCCAGCAUCAGCUGGAGUCUAGCGGUGGGAGCCUAUGUCUGUGGCAUAUCGGGGGCCAUCCUGCGUACCACCUGCACCUUUACCCUCUCCUUCUGUGAUGACAGUCAGAUCAACUUCUUCUUCUGCGACCUCCCGCCCCUGCUGAAGCUGGCCUGCAGUGACACAACAAAUGCAGAGAUUGUCAUUGUCUUCUUUGGCAACUUUGUGAUUUUGACCAAUGUUUUGGUCAUCCUGAUCUCCUACCUGCUGAUCAUCAAGGCCAUUUUGAGGAUGAACUCUUCAGGUGGCAGGGUGAAGGCUUUUUCCACGUGUGCUGCCCACCUCACUGCUGUGGCCCUUUUCUUCGGGACCCUCAUCUUCAUGUAUCUGCGGAGCAGUUCGGGCACAUCCUUGGAGGCAGACAAGGUGGUAUCUGUCUUCUACACUGUCGUCAUCCCCAUGCUGAACCCUCUGAUCUACAGCCUGAGAAACAAGGAUGUGAAAGCGGCCUUCAGGAAGGUCACUGGUAGACUCCAGGUGUCCCAGAGCAGGUAA
Molecule: messenger RNA, 945 nt
Organism: Phacochoerus africanus (Common warthog)
Lineage: Eukaryota; Metazoa; Chordata; Mammalia; Artiodactyla; Suidae
Product: olfactory receptor 9I1-like
Exons: 1
Coding region: 1-945 (314 amino acids)
Biological process (GO): sensory perception of smell; G protein-coupled receptor signaling pathway
Cellular component (GO): membrane
Molecular function (GO): G protein-coupled receptor activity; odorant binding; olfactory receptor activity
Source: RefSeq, a predicted model, not a curated record